UCCGGGACGGGGAGUGGACGCCCAGCAGAUCGCGGGACUCCGCCCACAGUUCCAGCGCGCACAACGCGCUCUACUGGCGCUGCGGCGUCCGCCUGACACGAAACAUAUCUCAAGGGCGAAGGACGCGUAGAACAUAAAGUCAAUGUUCAGCGCGACCUUCAUCUUUGACAGCUACAUCUCCCCUUGGUUUCGGCAUUUUGCCCACAACAACCUUCUCCUAAAACCAUAGGCUCCUCCACCACGACGUAGCCGGUUGGCAGCACUGCACUGAAUGCCCAAUGCCCAUAGCAUAUGACCCGCAUGAAAAAAACCAGCUGCAAACUAGCUUGUAUAUAAGCAGCACUCACCAGGCCAGCUUCAACCAUCCUCAAACCAAACCAGCAAGAACAUCAACCGCACUCCGCGAACCAGCAACAUGAGUGUAGAAAUCCUUGACGGCAAGACCAUCCGGAGCUUCGUCGAGGACGAGGGCGCCUUCAACUCCUCCGUGGACGGCCGGUUCGUGGCCCUCGACACCAACCGUGAUGGCCUGCUCUCGUACUCGGAGAUGGCCAAGGAGCUCAUGAGCCUCAGAGUUCUUGAGAAGCACUUCGGCGUCGAUGAGGCCGCCAUGAGCCCCGACGAGCUUGUGGAGCUGUACCGUGGCCUGUUUGCGCAGUUCGACCGGGACGGCAACGGCACGGUGGACGUGGAGGAGUUCCGGGCCGAGAUGAAGGAGGUGAUGCUCGCCGUCGCCAACGGCAUCGGGUUCCUGCCGGUGCAGAUGGUGGUCGAGGAAGGCAGCUUCCUGAAGGUGGCUGUGGACAGGGAGCUGGCCAAAGCAGCUUGAAGCAACAGUUUUGCAGCAAUUUUGUCACACGUCUACGAUUUCUAAUUUUAUAUUGCCAUUCUUGUACUUGAUUGGAGCUAUUUCAUUGCUAGUUGCUCGUGCUUAUUUAGUGGGAUACGGCAGAAGCCCAAAAGUUAUAAUGCUGUAGUUCAUAAACCACACAAGCUAGUUAAACAAAUGGAAAUGUUGUGUGGCUAUGCUUGUGAAAGCCUACAUGUGGAAAUAAAAGUGGCAGUUUUGGAAUC
Messenger RNA from Phragmites australis (common reed), 1074 nucleotides. RefSeq lists its product as uncharacterized. Lineage: Eukaryota; Viridiplantae; Streptophyta; Magnoliopsida; Poales; Poaceae. The record is from RefSeq and is a predicted model, not a curated record. Gene Ontology annotation, molecular function: calcium ion binding. The coding region runs from base 416 to 829 and encodes 137 amino acids. The transcript has a single exon.